AUGGAUUAAGGCAAAAGACCUUUAAUAAAUAAGGUGAGAGCCCAACGGCCACUCACUCAGUCACUCACUCAAAGGAAGGUUUGAGCAGAAACGUAAGAGAACCCUAGGAAGAUGGUGGAAUCGGAGUAUGAACAGAUUCGAUUGAAAAGAUUGGAAGAGAACAAGAAGAGGAUGAUUGAGCUUAAUCUCAACAAGCUCUCUCAAUCUCUCCGCGUCGUCUCUUCUCCUUCUCCCAAGCCUUCUCCUGCUAAACCAAGGACGCCGCGUACUCCGGUGAACUCGUCGGAGGUCAGGAGAUCAAGCCGCGCCAAGAAUCCUCCUCCCAGCUACAGAGAGUUUGGGAUAGAACCUUUGGAAAAGCCAAGAAGGAGCUAUCAAAGACGGGAUUUGCUGAACCGGGUUUAUGCCUCUGACGACGCUAGAGUCUAUGCAAUCCACAGGGCUGAGGACCUUCAGUCCAGCUUAGAUCCUCAGUUCCCUAGCUUUAUUAAACCUAUGCUCCAGUCCCACGUUACUGGAGGGUUUUGGCUGGGCUUGCCGCGUCAUUUUUGCCAUACACAUAUGCCACAGCAGGUUGAGAUGAUCACACUAGUUGAUGAAAACGAUGAUGAAUCUGUGACCAAAUACCUUGCUGAUAAGAAUGGUCUUAGCGGAGGCUGGAGAGGUUUCGCUAUCGAUCAUCAGCUUGUCGAUGGAGAUGCUGUUGUCUUUCACCUCAUCAACCGAACAACCUUCAAGGUGUAUAUCAUUAGGGUAUAUGAUGACACAAACAACGGUUCAGAUGGGAGUAAUGAUAAAGCGCUUGUCAUUAAAUCAAUCAAGAAUCAAGCGGAGAAUGUUUCAGAAGCUCCUCCGUUAUCAAACAGUGGUAAAAGAAAACGAAGAGGGAGGAAGUAAAAGCAGAGUUUGAAGCUUGGACUAGGACUUCAACGGAAGGAUGCAGUAGUUUAAAUUAAAUAGCCUAAUCAAAACAUUUUUUUUCUGUGGUUUCUCGGAUGAGGUGUGUAGUGUAUGUGAUGAUUGUUAUGCUAAUAUUUUGGUAGCUACGUUGAUUUUCUAUGAAAAUCCAACAUAUGUAGCGCUACUCUUGAGCUCUGGCAUUAAAUCGUAUUUUUCUUUUCUUUC
Messenger RNA from Raphanus sativus (radish), 1125 nucleotides. Its product is annotated as B3 domain-containing protein At3g19184. Lineage: Eukaryota; Viridiplantae; Streptophyta; Magnoliopsida; Brassicales; Brassicaceae. Gene Ontology annotation, molecular function: DNA binding. The coding region runs from base 112 to 897 and encodes 261 amino acids. The record is from RefSeq and is a predicted model, not a curated record. The transcript has 7 exons.